This is a messenger RNA of Uloborus diversus, 1323 nucleotides long. Its product is annotated as cytochrome P450 4c3-like. NCBI's taxonomy places the organism in Eukaryota, Metazoa, Arthropoda, Arachnida, Araneae, Uloboridae. The transcript has 10 exons. Bases 1 to 1323 code for a protein of 440 amino acids. Gene Ontology annotation, molecular function: iron ion binding; monooxygenase activity; heme binding. The record is from RefSeq and is a predicted model, not a curated record.
AUGAUUGGAUGCUUUUUAAUUGAGAUGAAAGUUGGAGCAAGAGUGUUUUGGUUUGGCACGAAGCCAAUUGUCAAUUUAUUUCGUGCAGAAAUAUUAGAAGCUGUGUUGAGCAGCAAUGUGUCACUGGAAAAGUCGUUCGAAUACCGAUUUUUGCAACAGUGGCUAGGGUUAGGUUUACUAACCAGCCAUGGAUCAAAAUGGAAAACAAGAAGACGUCUUCUAACUCCUACUUUACAUUUUCGCAUUUUGGAAAACUACAUGGGUGUGUUCCACAAUCAAUCGAUGAUUCUGAUAGAAAAAAUUAAAUCAAUAUCAAAUGAAGAUUGGAUUGAUAUAAAACCCCACAUUAUUCUAUGCACUCUAGAUAUUGUGUGUGAGACUGUGAUGGGAGUUUCAAUUGGGGCCCAAAAAGGAAGCAAUUCGGACUUGGGAGGCCUUUUUACUGAACGUAUUGUUCACCCGUGGUUGCAGUCAGAUUUCAUUUUCCAGUUCUCCAGAACGGGAAGGGAUUUUGCCAAAGAUAUUAAAAUCUUACACGACUUCACGGAAAAGGUAAUAAAAGAAAAAAAGGAAAGGCUUUUAAAGGAGCGUUCUAUCGCAAAUAAAAAUGAGAAUAAAGAUGAAGGUUACUUCGGAAAAAAGCGAGAAACAUUCAUGGACUUGCUUCUUAAUCUCCACAUCGACGGUGAAAGUUUGAGUGAAGAAGACAUCAGAGAAGAGGUGGAUACUUUCAUGUUUGAGGGCCAUGACACUACAGCUAUGGGAAUUAUUUUUGCGCUGUACUGCAUUGGCUUGCAUCCACAUGUUCAGGAAAAGAUCGACGCAGAGCUGCAUGACAUAUUCGGAAGUGACAAAAAUCGACAAGCUACGCAAGAUGAGCUGCGAAAUAUGAAGUAUUUAGAAUGCGUUUUAAAGGAAAGUCAAAGAUUAUUUCCUUCUGUUCCCAUGAUUGGAAGACAUUUGAAUGAAGACAUCAAUUUCGAUGGAUACACAAUUCCAAAAGGUACAACACUCCAUCUGAACUUCUAUGUUUUGCACCGAAAUCCGGAAGUUUUCCCUAACCCGGAAAAAUUUGAUCCAGAUAGAUUUCUUCCUGAAAAUUCUCUCAACAGACAUCCGUACGCGUACAUCCCGUUCUCAGCAGGACCACGAAAUUGCAUUGGACAAAAGUUUGCUAUGCUGGAGGAAAAAAUUAUAAUAAGCAAUAUCUUAAGAAAUUUUGAAGUCAGUUCCAUUGAUCCCAGGGACAAGCUUCAACUUAUUAUUGAAUUCACUUUAAGAGCAGCCAAUCCUGUAAGACUGAAGUUCAUUCCCAAGAAAUAG